Pezoporus flaviventris is the source of this 3193-nucleotide messenger RNA. RefSeq names its product BEN domain containing 4 (gene BEND4). The record is from RefSeq and is a predicted model, not a curated record. Bases 151 to 1632 code for a protein of 493 amino acids. Gene Ontology annotation, molecular function: DNA binding. Lineage: Eukaryota; Metazoa; Chordata; Aves; Psittaciformes; Psittacidae. The transcript is spliced from 6 exons.
UCCCUCCAGGCAUUGGCGCGGCCGCCUGUCAAUCAGGCCGGCGCCCCGCCGCGCCGGGGCUCCGCCGUGCCACAGAGACGAGCCGCGGCGGCGGCAGACGCAGCCCCGGAGCGGGGCCGUGUCGCGCUGGGGUAGGGGAGACGCCUGAGGAUGGAGGAGGAGGAGAUGCAGCCAGCGGAGGAGGGACCCAGCACCCCCAAAAUCUACAAGCAGCGGGGCCCCUACAGCGUCCUGAAGACCUUCCCUGGGAAGCGGGCGGUGCUGGCCAAGCGCUAUGAGAGACCCACCAUGGUGGAGGUGCCCCGCGGGCGCGGAGCGGGGCAGCCCUUCCCGCACGCCGCCGAGUCGCUGCCUUACGCGCAGCACGGCCCCUUCCCUAACGGGCCCGCCCGCCCCGCUGCUGCCCUCGGCGCUGCCCAGGGACAUCCCCGCCCGCCGCCGGCCCCGAGCUCUUCGGGCCGCUACGGCCCCUGCCCGGCGGCGGCGGGGAGCGGCGGCGCGGAGCUGAGCGCAGAGAGUCGAAUGAUUCUGGAUGCCUUUGCCCAACAAUGCAGCCGGGUUUUAAGUCUCUUAAAUUGUGGUGGAAAACUACUGGACAACAAUCACUCUCAGUCCAUGAUUUCUUGUAUAAAGCAGGAAAACCCAAAUUAUAGUGACAGACAAGAGCAAUGUCAGCUUGGGAAAAUGGUCCAUAGUCAGACGUCAGACAUUUUAGACAUAGAGAUGCAGUAUAUGCAAAAGAAACAACAAACCUCAGCCUUUCUGAGAGUUUUUACUGAUUCCCUUCAGAACUACUUGCUUUCUGGGAGCUUCCCUUCUCAGAACACCUCAUCAGUAAAUGAUUUUAGCCAUUUGGCAGAUAUGGAUCCACUUUCAACCUCUCCAGUACACACUUUAGGUGGAUGGACAUCUCCAGCAACAUCUGAAUCUCAUGGUCACCCAUCAUCUUCUACGCUUCCAGAGGAGGAAGAGGAGGAAGAGGAAGAAGGGUACUGCCCUCGGUGUCAAGAGCUAGAGCAGGAGGUAAUUUCAUUGCAACAAGAAAAUGAGGAACUUCGUAGAAAAUUGGAGAGCAUUCCAGUGCCCUGCCAGACUGUUUUAGAUUAUUUGAAGACUGUACUUCAGCAUCACAACCAACUUAUGGUACCACAGCCAACAGACCAUCCAACUGAGGGGAGCAAGCAGUUGCUGAACAACUACCCUGUCUACAUCACUAGUAAACAGUGGGAUGAGGCUGUAAAUUCUUCCAAGAAAGAUGGACGACGGCUCCUUCGCUAUCUCAUCAGAUUUGUUUUCACAACCGAUGAGCUUAAGUACUCAUGCGGCCUUGGAAAAAGGAAAAGGUCAGUGCAGUCAGGAGAGACAGGUCCUGAAAGACGUCCUCUGGAUCCAGUAAAAGUAACAUGUCUCAGAGAGUUCAUUAGGAUGCACUGUACUUCCAACCCAGACUGGUGGAUGCCAUCCGAAGAGCAAAUAAACAAGGUAUUCAGUGACGCAGUGGGACAUGCUCGUCAAGGGCGUGCGGUGGGGACUUUCCUUCACAAUGGAAACUCAUAUUAUGAAGGGACUGACCAUCCAGGAUCACAGGACGAAGUCUUCAAUAGAGGUAUGCAAGAUGGAUCUGGUGAUUGAUGGCAGUGAGAAGAACCUCCUACAACAGCAGCAGCCACUUAAUUUAGGAGAGACUAUUUGUUAAACAUACUUACCCUGCUGUCAUUUAAGAGUCCAAAGCAUGUUUGAACACAUACCACAUACAUUUCAGCUUCUCCAUCCUAACGUGUCCCAGUUAACAGAAAGAAAUCAGUUUCAAGACCAGCUGUAUGGGACUUCUCAGUGCCUGUUAUUUCCAAAUCCUUUGUAGCACCCUCAAAAGGAAAUUGCAGUUCCUUUCAUCUAGUCCUAGGGGAAAGGUCAUUUAAAAACUAUAAAGAUGUCAAAAAGAAACAGCAUUACUGUCUCAUCUGCCUAUUGAUAACAAGCCCAGGUCUGAAGCCAGAACAGCUGGGUACAGGUUGCUUUCCCUGAGUAGGGGAUGUAAGAACAAGUCUGCACUCUUGUAAAAAAAAAAAAGAAACGGUCUCCCAUUUCCUAACAGAAAAUAACGUAAUUAUAAAUGCUACCUUAAAAUACUACACAAGAUGGAAAAUUCAGGGACUUCCUUUAGCCAACUCUGCCAGGAAAUUAAGCUUCCCAUGUAAAACAGCAGUGUUUGUCAACAGCAGAAUCCUUCAAAGACCCAGAACAAUAAUAGCAGGCACUUCUAAUAGAUAAAAAUUGCUUUGUAUAUCAGAUAGACACUAUGUAUAUCUAGAUUUCCAGGGGACUAGGGUUGAUCAUGACAGUUUUCAUUAAAAUAAGAUUGCUAAAACCAAAUUGCCAUUUCAGAAGACAGGUUUUGCUUUGUCUGUUCCUGUUCUGCAGACAUGUAGCUUCAGAGGCUUUAAAUUGCCUUUUCUUAGUUUUGCUUUCAUUUGUGUUUUAUACCCUUUCCUUGAAAUAGAUGAGGCAAUGUGCUGGUCUUAAGAGUCGGAUGCUCAACAGCGCAUUCAGGGAAGGGUUGGAUAAAAGCAGCCUAGCUUAAACUCCUGUUGUAAGUGAACACAGGGUCCAGAUUAAGCAAGCUGUUACAAAAAGAGCCAUGCUAAAGCAGAAUUCACAGUGGUGCACAAUGUUGGAAGCAGAUACUGACUUUAAAACAAAACAGAAAUCAGUCCAUUGAAAAACUUAAAUUUUAAAGGCUUAGGGGUCCUCUGUCCCUCUAAAUUGAUGCACUCCAGAAAUAUGUAAUGCCAAAGAAAUAAACCCCUUUCCUUUUCAUGUUUUCCAUCUCCUUACCCUUGUCCGGUGUCUCAGGCCAUCAGUGGCAUGCUUCCUGGCCUGAACCAGCCCUCCGUAAGGCAACAUUUCCCCAGUGGCAGGUACAGGGAACUUGUUUUUGGAAAGAAAGUUCACUUUGCUUUUGACUGUCCUUAGUGCUACCUCAUCAGCAGCGACUCUCCUGAACACAUAUCUCAUGCUCCCCAGCUUUCCUAACUGCCUUGUGCAAGCCACGAGAGAAGCUACUGAUUGCUCUUUUUACCCUUAUCCCCUCCCUCCUGCUUUUCUCCCCAUGUGCUGGGCAGCACAGGGGUGCCAGCCCCUUCUUCAAAUACCAGGAAGGGCCUUUUGGGGUGCAGCACUCCUCUAGUUCCAG